Cajanus cajan (pigeon pea) is the source of this 1172-nucleotide messenger RNA. Lineage: Eukaryota; Viridiplantae; Streptophyta; Magnoliopsida; Fabales; Fabaceae. The record is from RefSeq and is a predicted model, not a curated record.
CCAACUUGGUGAGCCGGGUCAGGAAGGAGUUUGACUGCUGGGAUGGGGUCGGAUCCUACUCGAAGCACUCCACCAUGAAUAAGAAUCUUCGGGUUGGAUAGGCAGUAGAGAUAGGAACUCCUAUCUGUUCUCUAGGGCGGGCUUUCAAGAUACUCCAUCUGGCUUGAAGAUCUCGUGGGGAAAGAUAAGAAUCCCUUAAGCUUCACCUUAUUCGCUGCAACAUUGCACAGAUUGACCCUGAGAAUGGAAUACGUCAGCCCAGAAGGACUUCGCUUGGAUGGUCGCCGACCCAUGGAGAUGCGACAAAUCCGUGCAGAGAUUGGUGCUGUAUCAAAAGCAGAUGGUUCUGCCAUUUUUGAGAUGGGUAAUACAAAAGUUAUUGCUGCUGUUUAUGGCCCUAGAGAGGUGCAAAAUAGGAGCCAACAAAUUAGUAGCCAUGCUCUGGUUCGGUGUGAGUACAGCAUGGCUAAUUUUAGCGCUGGAGAUCGCAUGAGGAAACCUAAGGGCGACAGGAGAUCAACUGAAAUUUCUCUGGUUAUUCGCCAAACCAUGGAAGCGUGUAUAUUGACACAUUUAUUGCCGCGUUCCCAGAUAGAUAUUUAUGUUCAAGUUCUCCAAGCAGAUGGAGGAACUAGAUCUGCAUGUAUAAAUGCUGCAACUUUGGCCCUUGCCGAUGCUGGGAUCCCUAUGCGUGAUCUUGUAACUUCCUGUAGUGCUGGAUACCUUAAUAGCACCCCUCUGCUCGAUUUGAACUACGGAGAAGAUAGUGCUGGAGGUCCUGAUGUAACUCUAGGAAUUCUGCCAAAGCUGGAUAAAGUGACACUUCUCCAGAUGGAUUCUAAACUACCAAUUGACCUUUUGGAAAAUGUAAUGCAACUGGCAAUUGAAGGCUGCAAAGCAAUAGCAAACUACAUUAGAGAAAUUUUACUGGAGAACACAAAUCAACUCGAGUAUCGACGAGGUGUAUAGUUUUGUAGCAGAAGUAUUGUUUCUUAUUUGCUUCCAUUUAAUGCUUUCUAUUUGUUUCCUAUUUUACUGGAAACAUUUAUUUUGGUAUACGAUGCUGACUAAACGUAACCUGUAGUUUGUAGAAUUGGUUUCUCAUUUCUUCCAACUUGCCUUGUCGACUAAAGUAGCAAAUUUAUGAAUUAUUGAGUUCAUGUUCGUCGUUU